This is a messenger RNA of Spea bombifrons (plains spadefoot toad), 7568 nucleotides long. It is a transcript of the gene MAP1B, whose product is annotated as microtubule associated protein 1B. The coding region runs from base 60 to 6785 and encodes 2241 amino acids. The record is from RefSeq and is a predicted model, not a curated record. Lineage: Eukaryota; Metazoa; Chordata; Amphibia; Anura; Pelobatidae. Gene Ontology annotation, cellular component: synapse; microtubule associated complex; cytosol. Gene Ontology annotation, molecular function: actin binding; microtubule binding. Gene Ontology annotation, biological process: regulation of microtubule depolymerization; axonogenesis; dendrite development. The transcript is spliced from 7 exons.
GAGUGGGGAGGAAUAAUCACAGGGACAUAGCAAAGGCUGCAAAGAGGGAGUUUGCAAGGAUGGCAACUCUGGUGGAGCCAGGACCGGACAUCCAACCUUCAAACAGCAUCCUGAAUCCAUCUUCGACCUCCCCCAGCCUAUCUCACAGGUUCCUUGACAAUAAAUUUUACCUGCUGGUGGUGAUUGGAGAAAUAGUGACAGAGGACCACCUAAGAUGUGCCAUCGCUAAUAUAGAAAGAGGAAUCCGGUCAUGGGACACAGAUCUGAUUCAAUGUAAUUUAGAUCAAGAACUUAAACUUUUUGUAUCACGUCACUCUGCCAGAUUCUCUCCAGAAGUUAGAGGGCAAAAAAUUCUUCACCACCGAAGUGAUGUCUUAGAAACUGUAGUUUUGAUGAACCCAUCCGAUGAAGCUGUCAGUACAGAAGUGCGCUUGAUGAUCACAGAUGCUGCAAGGCACAAGCUUCUAGUGCUGACUGGACAGUGCUUUGAGAAUACGGGGGAGCUUAUUCUUCAGUCUGGAUCUUUCUCCUUCCAAAACUUCAUUGAGAUAUUCACAGACCAAGAGAUUGGUGAACUACUGAGUACCACACAUCCUGCAAACAAGGCAAGUGUGACCCUGUUUUGCCCUGAAGAAGGAUACUGGAAAAAUUCUAAUCUGGAGAGACACAAUCUUCAAGAUUUCAUAAACAUCAAACUUAAUUCUGCACCAAUCUUGCCUGAAAUGGAGGGACUUUCUGAAUUUACUGAGUACCUGUCAGAAUCUGUAGAAAUACCUUCUCUUUUUGAUAUUCUGGAGCCACCAACCUCUGGGGGCUUUUUGAAGCUCUCAAAGCCAUGCUGCUACAUCUUCCCAGGUGGCAGAGGAGAUUCUGCCUUGUUUGCAGUAAAUGGCUUUAAUAUGCUUAUUAAUGGUGGAUCCGAGAGAAAGUCUUGCUUUUGGAAACUCAUCAGACAUUUAGACAGAGUCGACUCUAUCUUGCUUACCCACAUUGGGGAUGACAAUUUGCCUGGAAUUAAUAGUAUGUUGCAAAGGAAAAUAUCAGAAUUUGAAGAGGAACAGUCUCAGGGCUCAACAACUAACAGUGACUGGAUGAAAAACCUUAUUUCGCCUGACCUAGGAGUUGUGUUUUUAAAUGUUCCGGAAAAUAUGAAAAAUCCAGAACCCAACUUUAAAGUGAGAAGAAGUAUUGAGGAAGCUUGCUUUACUCUUCAAUACUUAAAUAAAUUAUCAAUGAAACCAGAACCGCUCUUCAGAAAUGUGGGUAACACAAUUGAUCCUAUCAUUCUAUUCCAAAAAAUGGGUGUUGGAAAACUUGAGAUGUAUGUGUUGAACCCAGUGAAAGGCAGCAAAGAAACACAAAAUUUUAUGCAGCAGUGGACGGGCAACAAUAAAGAAAAGGCAGGCCUUGUGUUACCUAAUGGACAAGAAGUUGAAGUUCCUGUAAACUAUUUAACAUCCAUUUCAUCUUUGAUUGUAUGGCAUCCAGCAAAUCCUUCAGAAAAAAUAGUGAGGGUUCUCUUUCCUGGAAAUACAACCCAGUAUCAAAUCCUUGAAGGCCUAGAGAAACUGAAACAUCUAGAUUUCCUGAAACAACCUAUAAUCACACAGAAAGAUUUAACUGAUAGUAUCUCAAGUCCUGCGGUAAAACAAGCAAAAUUGAAACAAAGAGCAGAAAGCAAAGAGAGUUUGAAGAUGUCCACAAAAACAACAUCUAGUAAGACCGUCAAAAAGGAAUCCAAGGAUGAAUCAUCUGAAGCCUUGAAGAGUUCUCAGCCUGAUAAAACUCAAAAAUCAGAGAGCAAAGAAAAAGUUAUAGCAAAGAAAGCGCCAAAACCAGAAAGCAAACCUGUGCCAGAAAAAAAUGUAUUAAACAAAGAAGAUGCAAUAAUUAAACCAGAAUCUGCAGAGAAACAAAAAACAGAGGUCAAACCUAAAGUUGUGAAAGAAAAAGCAACAAAAAAAGAAGUAAAGCCAAAAUCUGGGGAUGUCAAAGACGAGAAAGAAAAAUCCAAGAAAGAUGCUCCAAAAAAAGAGGAGAAGGCACCAAUUAAAAAGGAAGACAAGCCCAAAAAAGAGGUGAAGAAAGAUACAAAGAAAGAAGACAAACAUGAGCUGAAAAAAGAUGUCAAGAAAGAAACACCUCAGAAAGACUUAAAAAGAGAUGAAAAGAAAGAAGUGAAAAAAGAGGACAAAGAAAAGAAAGAAGAGAAGGAGACAAAAAAAGAAGCCAAGAAGCCUUCAAAGGAGGUCAAGAAAGUACCUGCUUCCUCUUCAGAGUUAAAAAAGUCUGCUGGAAAACCCAAAGUGCAAAAGAAAGAUGACGUUGCAAAAAAGGAAACUGUGACUCUGAGUAAAACAAAGGAUAAGAGUAAAGUAAUCAAGAAAGAAACCAAAGUAACUGAAAAGAAGGCUUUGGGAGCUGCUGCAACUGCUGCUUCUACUGCAGCUGUAUCUGCUGCUGCUGCUACUGCUGUGGCUUCCACAGCUGCAGCUGCUGGAAGCAUAAGUGACCUUGUGGCAGAGAGGUCCCUUAUGUCAUCACCAGAAGAUUUAACAAAAGAUUUUGAAGACCUCAGAGAUGAAGAGUUUGUAUUAAAUAGUGUGAAGCCACAGAUUUUGCCUUCUAGUGAUGAAGCUGAUUUAGUACAGAAUGAAUCUUAUAUUAUAAAAAAAGAUACUAGUAGUGAGGAACCUGCCGAUUCUCCCGAUGAAGGUAUAACCACUACAGAAGGUGAAUGUGAACAGACCCCAGAAGAAUUAGAGGUAACAGAAAAACCAAGAGUUGAUGAGACAGAAAGAUUUGAAGAUGAAGGAACUGGCCUUGAGGAGACAUCUGAAGCUGGUGAUUAUGAAGAAAAAGCAGAGACAGAAGAUGUUGAGGAGCAAGUUGAAGAUAUCGAAGACCAACCAGCAAAUGAAACUGCUGAAGCUGAUGAAACAGAAGAAGAGGCUGACACUGAUGUUUAUGAGCAUAUUAAAGGCAAGCUUGGCAGCCAUGAAUAUAUUACUGAUUCUGAUGUAGCAGAUGAACAAGCUGAAGAAGAUAUUGAUGAAAGUGUUGAAAAGGGGGAAGCUGAAGAAACAGAAGAAGAGUUGGAGGAAGACAAAACAGAUGAUACAAAAGAGGCUUAUAAUUCCAUUUUAAAAGACCAAUCAGAAUUCAUCAGUGACGUAGAAGAUAAAUAUAUGUUUUCUGCUACACCAUCUAAGACAUCUGAGCCUCAGUCGCCAGCUGUUGAACCAGGAUCCUCUAUUCACAAUGAAACAUUGCCAGGAGGUUCAGAGAGUGAAGCAACUGUCUCUGAUGAAGAAAACAGAGAAGACCAACAUGAGGAGUUUACUGCUACCUCAGGUUUCACUCAUUCCACCAUUGAAAUUUCCAGUGAACCAACUCCAAUGGAUGACAUGUCAACUCCCAGAGAUGUGAUGAGUGAUGAAACAAACAACGAGGAAACUGAAUCGCCCUCUCAAGAGUAUGUCAACAUUACCAAGUAUGAAGCUAGCCUGUACUCCCAGGAAUAUGACAGAAGCAAAAUAUCACCCCUACCAGAUGUCUUGAAUGGUUUUUCUGAUGCCUCAAAAACAGAUGCCACAGAUGGCAAAGAAUACACUGCUACAGCCUCUACUAUCUCUCCAACAUCGUCCUUAGAAGAGGACAAAUUUUGUAAGUCAUCCUUACGGGAUGCAUACAUCCAUGACAAAACUGAUGUAAAAAGUCCUUCAAGACUGGAAAUAAAUGAUGACUUUGAGCUUGAUGAAAAGCAAAGUCCAAGUAAAAGUCCAGCCCCCCCGUCUCCCAUUUCCAGAACACCAUUAAGUGAGAGAAGUGUUAACUUUGACCUGACUCCAAAUGAAAUUAAAACAUCAGAUCUUGGGGUUUUACCACCUUUACCAGAUGAAGUCCAUGAACUCAGUGAACACUGUCCUAGUCCAGAUGACAAAACCCUGGAAGUUGCUUCCCCUUCACAAUCAGCUGCAGGAAGUGCAGGCCACACACCUUACUAUCAGUCACCAACCGAUGAGAAAUCUGCAAACCUUACCUCAGAAACAAUAGGAAAAACUUCUGUUCCUGUUGUGUUCGAGUUUUGUGAUAGCAAAGAAAAGAGUGAAAGCCCGAGAAUAAGUCCAAUGGAUGAACCAGUUCCAGACUCUGAAUCUCCAAUAGAGAAGGUUUUAUCACCAUUACGUAGUCCACCAUUGAUUGGCUCAGAAACAUCAUAUGAAAUGUUUUUGACUGCCAAUGGUAGGUCACCAUCUGCACAUAGUGAUAUUGCUGGUGAAGAACAUUCUUCUUCACGUGUUAGCCCAUCAUUAGAAUUGAUAUCUGGUGGUGCUGACCAACAAGAUCAUGAAAGGCAGUACUUGUCAAACAAAGGAUUCAGUCCUGAAGCAACAGAUUUUGAUAAUAAAACUGUGGAUUCUAGUGUAAUGGAUAGGGGGAAACUUGCAAGUGAAUUUUCUCCUACUCAGAUCAACACAAACCCAUUUAUCUUAUUCAAAGAGGACACUAAGAUGUCUAUUUCAGAAGGUACUGCAUCCGAUAAGUCAGCUACUCCAGUAGACGAAGUUGUAGCAGAUGACACAUAUUCUCAUAUAGAAGGUGUAGCCUCUGUUUCCACAGCUUCUGUUGCUACUAGUUCAUUCCCAGAACCAACCACAGAUGAUGCAUCUCCCUCUCUACAUGCUGAAGUUGGAUCACCACAUUCUACAGAAGUUGAUGAUUCAUUGUCUGUCUCCGUUGUCCAGACACCAACCACAUUCCAGGAGACAGAAAUAUCCCCAUCGAGAGAGGAGUGCCCACGCCCAAUGUCAAUUUCUCCCCCAGAUUUCUCACCACGAAUAGGAAAGUCUGCUGUUCCACUUCAGGAGCAGAGAUCACCAGAACAAUCCACUAUGGAGUUUAGUCAGGAAUCACCUGAGCAAUCAUUUGCUAUGGAUUUUAGUAGACAAUCUCCAGAGCACCCUGCAGUAGCUUCAAAUAUGCUCCAUAUAUCAGAAAAUGGACCUACUGAAGUCGAUUACAGCCCUUCGGAUGCUCAUGAUUCAUAUUUUAGCAACAAGAUGUCCACUGACAAUAUCUAUAGUGGAGGUAAAGAUCAGGAACAAGCAAGGGCAGGUUCUCAAGUGGAGGCAUCCCCAGCUUCUUCUCCUGCACACACACCAUCACAAGUUUCUUCUCCAAUGAAAGAGGAAGCAUCUCUUAAAAAUGUAAUUGAAAAUACAGACAUGCCACUCUAUUCACCACCAAUUCUAGAAGAAAUGCAUUUCAUGGAAGGAAAUUUAUCUCCAGGAACAGAUGUUUCUCCAUUAACUCCCACACCAUCCUCCUUAAGGCAAUCACCUGGAAUUCUGAAUACUCCAUUGGCUAGCAAGGAGCGGUCACCAUCACCAUCUUCAUAUAUGUCAUCAGAUGUACCGCUUGGUUUUGAGACCAAGACCUCCCCACAAGUAGCAAUGAAAGAACCCUGGAAUAUGCAUAACACUAAUCCAUUUGCUUAUGUGGCUGAUCAGGAUUACAGUGACCAAACAUGUGAAGCCUAUAGCUAUUCCAGUGAAGCAAAUGAUAGGUUUACUGUGGCUGAUAAGCCUUCUUUUGCAGAAGCCAGACAAGAUGUUGACCUCUGUCUAGUUUCUGCUUGUGAAUAUAAGCAUCCAAAAACAGAAAUUUCACCUUCUUUUAUUAACCCAAAUCCAUUAGAAUGGUUUGCUAGUGAAGAAAAUGCCCAAGAACAAGAAAAGCCAUUAGUACAAAUGGGAGGGGGGCAACCACCAUCAGGAGGAAAACAAAAAGCUCGCCAAUGCGAUGAAACACCACCAACUUCAGUCAGUGAGUCAGCACCAUCUCAAACAGAUUCUGAUGUUCCUCCAGAGACAGAGGAAUGUCCUUCCAUAACAGCAGAUGCAAACAUAGAUUCUGAGGAUGAAUCAGAGACCAUUCCUACUGAUAAAACAGUAUCAUACAAGCACAUGGACCCGCCUCCAAUUCCUGUCCAAGAUCCUAGCCCUUCACCACGGCACCCAGAUGUAUCCAUGAUGGACCCCGAAGCUUUGCCUACUGAGCAGAAUUUAGGCAAACCUAUGAAGAAGGAUAUAAAAGAAAAGGCAAAAACCAAGAAGGUUGGUACCAAGACGAAAUCAUCUUCCCCAGCAAGGAAGAGUGAAAGUAAAUCCAAGCUCUCUGCUACUUCACCAAAACCUGGACCCAUCAAGGAAACAUUAGAAAAGGGUUCAAAGACUGUUUCUCCGAAGAAGAAGGACUCUGUAGAUAAAGGUCCGAAGGGGGGAAUAAAUCAAGAUGUAAAAACUACAAGAUCAGACGAGAAGGAUAAAGAGACCAAGAAUGCUACAAACACAACAGCAACUAAAUCUGCAAAAACAGGAAGCACAGGAAGUGGAACCAACAAGACGUCAAAGGCAGCUGCUGUACCUCCUGGGCCACCGGUGUAUUUGGAUCUAGUAUAUAUACCAAACCACAGCAGCAGCAAAAACGUAGAUGUGGAGUUUUUUAAACGGGUCCGAUCCUCAUAUUAUGUGGUGAGUGGAAAUGAUGCUGCAGCUGGAGAACCAAGCAGGGCGGUCCUGGACUCACUUCUAGAAGGCAAAGCUCAAUGGGGAAGCAAUAUGCAGGUUACCUUAAUCCCAACCCACGAUUCAGAAGUCAUGCGGGAAUGGUACCAGGAGACCCAUGAGAAACAGCAGGACCUCAAUAUCAUGGUGCUGGCUAGCAGCAGCACAGUUGUUAUGCAAGAUGAAUCUUUCCCUGCAUGCAAGAUUGAGCUGUGAAAAGACCGCCAUGUACCCAUCCCUUAAACACAACCAAUUUUCAGAAUUGUCACAUAGAGAUUACAAAUGUCUUAUUUAAUUGCUGAACUAUUUAUUGCCCAGUGCUACCCUGUGUCAUGCCGACACCAAUGUUAAUUAUUUAAUCUCCACUCAUCUCUGCGACAAAUUACAAUGAUCCAGUUACACACCGCUGCAAGUCUACCUACACAGGUUUAAUAUACAGGUUUGUACGACAUGCGCUUCAACACCUUUAUUUAUCUUAGCCCAGGAUGGAAACAUUUCUGUUAAUUGAAAGACAAUGCGAGAGGGAAUAGGAGAGAAGAAGAACCAGUAAUAUGGAGUUUUGUUUUAUUACUGUUCUAGUAAUUCUAUGUUCUAUUUAUAUGGCGCGUUACUAUGUUAUAAUUUGCAGGUUCACUUUAGAGGCCUUCAUGCCAUUCACAGGUGGGGAGUUGAAAGCAGAUGGUCUGCUUGCAGACUUUGGAAGGGUUUAAACUCAGACUUGGCUAUUUCAUAUUUCAGCUGGACGAUCAUCAGGCAGGAGAAACAGUCCCAAGAUAUCAACUGCAAUUAUGCAUUCAGUGGUACAAUGUCGGUUUAUGAGGACUUUAACUAUUUCAGUGCUUGACUCCUCACCUUAGAGGGAAUGCUAGAAAGUUGUGCAUCUUGAGUUUGUGCCAUGCAUCCUCCUAUGAUGACAAUAAACAGUAUGCAUUAAAAUUGCUACUGUCCACAUGAAUGGGAAUAACUUCUGCACCUUUCAGUCCAACAUUUAAAAAGAAA